Ostertagia ostertagi is the source of this 1314-nucleotide messenger RNA. NCBI's taxonomy places the organism in Eukaryota, Metazoa, Nematoda, Chromadorea, Rhabditida, Trichostrongylidae. The record is from the annotation of a GenBank genome assembly.
AUGUCUACCGGAGAUGUUAUUAAUGGAGUAGGAGGAGGCGAAGCAUUUAUUGACGUGAAACAAUGGCAAGACGAGACAGGGAAGACGGUAUAUCAACAUUUGAGCGAAGGUUUUGCAGGAGACGAUGAAGCAGUUGCGGACGGAGCCGUUUUGAGAUAUCGUGCACCAUUUCUCCGAGUCAUUAAGCACGAUGCUUACUUUGAUGCCUUCAACCUUGUGGUUGAAAGUAUGCUGAACAGACUUGCUCCAAUGUGGUUAGCGUAUACGUUUGCUGAUGCAUUUGUAGCGGAUCAUGCGGAGCAGUUAGACGCAUAUAGGCAAGAUUACUAUCUUAUUUUGUCUUUCCUAGGUGAAUACCACCAAUCGGACGGUGGUACAUGGUGCCGUCAGAUCAUCACGAGCAUGCAAGCGUUUGCGAAAAAGAUCAUGAGUGGUGAAAGGAAACUUCGAGUUCUUCCGGAGGCUUGGCAUCACUUACCAAUUUCCUGCGAAUCGGAAAAAGGUCGUCGUCCGAAGCAGGAAGAUCGAAUGCUUGCUAUGCCAACUCUUAGCCUCGUCUUCCCGGAAGUGGUGAGGUCCGAUGUUGCAUUGAUGGGCGUGUUUGAUGGACAUGGAGGUGCUGAAUGUUCUGCCUACUGCUGUGCCCACCUACCUGCAGAGUUUGUGCGAGCACUGAACGCAAACCCGAGUUCACUGCAAGAUUCGUUAAAGCAAGCAUUUGAACGGCUCGAUACUCGUUUAUCUGCUCGAUGUGAGCAUGAACGAUGGCGAAGCGGUACGACUGCGGUUGCGGCAGCGUUAGAUGCGAAGAGUAUGGUCAUUGCAUGGGUAGGAGAUUCAGCUGCAUACGUGCUUUCAUCAGCCAGUGAUCUACGAAAAGUCACCAAUGCGCAUGUUCCAACAAACGAGGAAGAAGCGCGACGGGUAGAGCAGGACGGAGGUCAACUGCUGUAUAUUCAAGGGGAGCUGAGGGUCAACGGCGUUUUGAACUUGACAAGAGCUUUAGGAGAUAUUGGUGGACGACCAAUGAUCAGUCCGAAAGCCGAUACUAUUGUCGUGGAAAGGGAUGUUUCACAGUACCUUCUACUUCUUACUUGCGAUGGGAUUUCAGAGCUAUUCAAUGACUCUGAAGUGCUAGACAUGAUCAAGUCAUUCGUGGCUAAGCAUAGCUCCAAACAGUUUUACAACUUAUCGGACCAUCUCUGCCGCGCUGCAAUUGCUGGUGGCAGUAUUGACAACAUAACAUGUGUUGCUGUUUUUCUAAGGCCUCCAAAAGACUUAUGGGAAUUGUUCGGUGAGACGCCGGAUAACUAA